GUCCCUUUGUGAUAAAUCUGAAAUGGCUUCCAAGGGUCAAGAAGAAGACGAUUACGAAAAACCUCGAAAAAUCCCACGAACUUUGAAAGAGAAGGAUUCAGGGAAAAGGCUGAUUGUAAUAAUUGAAAAGGCAUCUUUAGAAGCCGUGAAGAAUGGAAAAAACUUCGAGCUGUUGAAUUGUGAUAAUCACAAAGGAAUUAUGAAGAAAAAUAAUCGAGAUCCUGCAACAGCAAGACCAGAUAUAACGCACCAAUGUCUUCUGAUGCUAUUAGACAGUCCUCUAAACAAAGCUGGGCUGCUACAAAUCUACAUUCACACAGAAAAGAACGUUUUGAUUGAAAUUAACCCUCAGACUAGGAUCCCAAGAACAUUUGAUAGGUUCUGUGGCCUUAUGGUUCAGCUGCUACAUAAGCUCAGUAUCCAUGCGUCAGAUGGACCCCAAAAAUUAUUAAAGGUUAUUAAAAAUCCAGUCACUGAUCACUUGCCCACUGGUUGCUUGAAAGUUGGAACAUCAUUUCACUCAGACAAUCUUAAGAAUGUGAGAGACAUAGUUCCAAAAGAUGAACCAAUAGCCAUUGUUGUUGGUGGUAUGGCACAUGGAUCGAUUGAUCCAGAAUACAUUGAAGACACCAUUGCAAUCAGUCAAUAUCCACUAUCAGCAGCACUUACAUGUGCUAAAAUAUGCACCGCAUUCGAAGAAGUCUGGGGAGUUGUGUGACCUUUGUCAUGAACUAUUUGUAAAUACAUACUGGUAAACCAAUAAAUUUUAUUUCUUUGAAAAACCACCCU
This is a messenger RNA of Exaiptasia diaphana, 789 nucleotides long. RefSeq names its product ribosomal RNA small subunit methyltransferase NEP1. Gene Ontology annotation, cellular component: small-subunit processome; nucleolus. The record is from RefSeq and is a predicted model, not a curated record. Gene Ontology annotation, biological process: rRNA base methylation. Bases 23 to 718 code for a protein of 231 amino acids. The transcript has 7 exons. Gene Ontology annotation, molecular function: rRNA (pseudouridine) methyltransferase activity; rRNA binding. NCBI's taxonomy places the organism in Eukaryota, Metazoa, Cnidaria, Anthozoa, Actiniaria, Aiptasiidae.